Molecule: messenger RNA, 1296 nt
Organism: Cyclocybe aegerita
Lineage: Eukaryota; Fungi; Basidiomycota; Agaricomycetes; Agaricales; Hemipholiotaceae
Source: the annotation of a GenBank genome assembly
AUGAGACCCCUCUGCGUGCUGUCUAUAGACGGUGGUGGUAUCCGCGGAAUCAUCCCUCUCCUCAUUUUGCGCGAAAUUAUGCGACAUUUGCAGGAUGUUUCUGGUAAAGAGCUUAAACCUUGUGAAGUUUUCCAUUUGAUAGGAGGAACGAGUGCGGGAGGGCUAAUUGCCCUCAUGCUUGGGAGAAUGCGGAUGACGGUCGACGAAUGCAUCAUCCAAUUCAGAAAGCUAUCCGAGCAAAUAUUUAGGGAACCGACGCGCACGUCAUUUUUCACAAGGUCCCAUUGGUACUCUUCGGAAACUCUUGAAAACGCACUCAAAGAAGUCAUCAAAGACCAAACGACCGACUCGGAAACCCCCAUGCAAGACGAUGAUCCAAAGUCAUGUCCAACUUUUGUUGUUGCGGUCCAAAACCAUGAUGUCAACCAUCCAACACCGAUCCUUUUUCGUACCUACCAAUCUCCAUUAUUGGAUCGUACUCCCAGCCCUCGUAGGGCAAAGAUUUGGCAGGCAGCUCGGGCGACGGCUGCUGCUCCUAAGUAUUUUCCUCCGUUUCGUUUAGGCGAAGUGGAGUAUAUUGAUGGUGGCUUGGGUCACAACAAUCCUGCCCCCAGCAUCCAACGGGAAGCCCGAUCUCUCACGACAUCCAAUCAUCCUAUCGGCUGCAUGAUUAGUUUAGGGACUGGAGUCCCAGGGACUGUCACCUUCAAAGUCGCUGGCCCACUGCUUCUCACACUCGGCCGUAUUCUCAACUUGAAUGAUUCACUGACAGCGAUGAUCACGGAUGCGGAGAAGACUCAUGAAAACACGAAAACAAAUGCGGCUGCAGCUGAAUUCAAUUACUUCAGGUUCAAUCCAGUGCUACCUUCCCCCGGAAAUUUUCCGCUGGAUGCAUGGGAGAAGAUUGGGACUUUACAGGACAAGGUAUCUGGCGUGGACGGUUACACAUCCAGAGUGGAUGAAGAGUUACUUUAUUGUGCUGAGAUCGUGAAUGAGUUUCGCCGUCGUGAUGAUGAAAAUUUCUCAUCUUCCGGACCAGUUGUAGGCGACGUCGACUUUAUUGCUCACUCCGAUUACAUCAAUCCUCGCAUGGUUGCGCACUGGGGUGGUGAUCGUGGUCCGCACAACAUUGCCCGGCACCAUAUGGAUAUUCCCGCGAUCCUCCACGCCGCGAUAAGUUACAAUUCUACACCUCUAGAGCGUGCAGAGAUUUCUACAGGGGGGAUGAUGCUGAGAUUUGUUACCCCCUCUCGCGGAUCGGAGGAGCAAGUUGGUCCUUCGGCAACAAAGGAAUAA